This is a messenger RNA of Colletotrichum navitas, 1342 nucleotides long. Its product is annotated as acetyltransferase. The record is from RefSeq and is a predicted model, not a curated record. The transcript is spliced from 3 exons. Gene Ontology annotation, cellular component: nucleus. Bases 212 to 1009 code for a protein of 265 amino acids. Lineage: Eukaryota; Fungi; Ascomycota; Sordariomycetes; Glomerellales; Glomerellaceae. Gene Ontology annotation, molecular function: protein N-terminal-serine acetyltransferase activity; histone H4 acetyltransferase activity; histone H2A acetyltransferase activity.
GCGGUCGCAGAGGCCAGUUUUAGUGGACGCGUUCCCCCCGCUGGAGUUACACGGUCGUGAUUUACAGGCGCGAGAUGCAAACAGUUUCCUUGACUUGAAUCUCUCCAUCCAUGUUACAUGACAUGACAUGGCAUAGAUCGGUUCGUUUGGUUCGAACUUGGAUUUCACUUUGAUCGAUACUGCUCCGGUUCCGUUUUCAACUCGGGAAAAAAUGGCACCGCCUCGCAAACGCCGCAGGGCGCCUACGAACCCCAUCGAGGCGGCGAACCGCAAGCCAGACGACCAGUUCAUCAAGGACCACCUGCGCCCAAGCCCGGACUGGACAUCAUGGACGCACCCCGCGAGCGGCAAGCCCUACGCCCUCUCGCUCAAGUCGGCGCCGGCGCUCGCCCAGCACGAGCUGCAGGCCUGCUUCGAUCUCAUCGAGCGCACCAGCGGGGCCGACUACCGGGCCUCCAGGGACGGGUGGAGGCCGCUGGCCAAGCUGAAGGAGAUGAGGAGCCCCGAGCUGCGCUACAUCCUCGUCAAGGAAGCCCCGGCGGCGGCGGCGGCGGACGGUGGUGGCCAUGGCGAGAAGGCGACCGGGGAAGAAGGAGGCAGGAUAUGCGGCUUCACGAGCCUAAUGCCGACCUUCGAGGAGGGCGAGGCCGUGGUCUACUGCUACGAGAUCCACCUCGUGGAAGAGCUGAGAGGAACCGGCAUGGGGCGCGGGCUCAUGGACCACCUCGUCCGGGUGGCGAAGAGCAUCCCCGGCGUCGAAAAGGUGAUGCUGACGUGCUUCGUCGCCAACGCCGGCGCGCGCGCCUUCUACGAGCGGCUCGGGUUCGAGAGGGACGCCAUAUCGCCGCCCGAGCGGACGCUGCGGUCCGGCACCGUAUUCGUACCGGACUAUCUCAUCAUGAGCAGGAGGGUGGUGCGCGGCGGGCCUGCGAGGACGGACGGGCAGGCUCCGGCGGCGGCGGCGGCGCACGCUGGGGACGGCGAGGAGACGGGGGAUGGGAAAGUGUGAUGUGGCAUGAUGGGAGUUUAUGAUCAUAUACCCUGCAGACAGACGGGCAUCGAGAGCGUUAUCAUUUUUUGUAUCCCUCUGCACAACGAAGCAAAGGAUCUCGUGGGUCGGUGAUGACUCUAGAGGCAUGAGAUUCGACAUCGCUGCAGUCAUGCCCGACUAUUUCCCGCCGUCCCCAUGAGGGAGCGUUCGAAAACCUGCUCUCGAUGGUGGUUCGUCCGACUGGAUGAGCUAGAGGGAGUUUGGCCGAACAAAGCCAAAACAUAAAAAAUAGUGAGGCUGAGGUGCAUGCUACUUACUAUUUUGGGCUCAUGCAGUCAGGCCCACAACUCU